UAGAAGCUCUACUACUUCACUAAUCUAUUCCGUUAAUUACGCUCCUUAGCUGUAAUGCUAUAACUCCACAUGGGGUAAAUCAUACAGACAGCGGUUGUCACGAUGGGCUGGGGCAAUGUAUAUAUAAAGGAUUGUUCAUAACACGACACUUUAGUUUGACCCUGCGUGCAAGCCUACAAACUGUUCAUUGGAAGGCUCCCAUCACAUCGUAACCGUUGAAGGUAAAGUCCAUUUUUUUUUUUUUGAAUCGCUGGAAACUUGACGAUAUGGGCUUGACAUUUUGAUGUUGUGUUACAACGUAAUACACUGCAAUCUGGGCAGUGAUAAAAAUUUGUAGUGUGCGUGCCAAAUAAAAUUAUGUUGCAGUGAUCGAUGGUUAGAUCCACACGCUGUCAAAGUUUGUAUUUCAACCAGGAAAUCCAAAAACUUAAUCCGUUCCACGAGGAAUCGCUACAGUUUGCGUAAACGAACUUUCUCAAACCGGUUGCGAAAGCCGAUAAGAUGUUUUUCUACUUUUCCAAAAGGGCGGUAUCUAGGAAAGUGUACCUUUGGCCAACACGCACAUAUCCUUUUUUGUUUACUUUGAAAGCGAAGGGCUACUCACCGGUGUGGUUGAGUGAGUUGCUGCUCUGCUUUCUUGAGGAGUUUCACGUCAAGCGCUAAGCGUCCCUUGUUGACUUUCAAAAUAUCACGAGGUCGACCAUAGGGUUUUCUUUUCCCUUGCUUGAAUGCUUGGAACUUGUUUGCGGGCCAACUAUGGCUUAAGUCUUCUUUUUGAAUCCCAUUUCCAGGGAUUUUCUGAUCUUAAAUAACUUUAUGCGCAUUUAUAACACGAUUAGAAAAAAAAAUACCAUCACGGAAUUGUUAACAUGUUGAUAUCUGGAUUAUGUAAUGAAUAACUAUUCGCGAUUAUCAUUAUCGCGAGGAAAUUGGAAGUUAUCGUCAAUAAUUUGCAAGAUCACAGGUAUUUUUUAUCAGUUUACAGCUUUUUCGUUCGGUAAACAGUCUGCGGAUGAAACUUAUUGACCUUGGUUGAGAGCCAUGUAUUGCGAUGUUGAUCAGAAAGAUUGGAGAACAGGAACAUUGAAAAGUCUGAUAAACAUGGCUGAAUCAAGAAAAUCCUGGCUUCAAUUUCUUAGUGUAAUUUUGGUUGUUCUUCUUCUACUAGAAGCAGCAGAGAGCAGGCCGCCCAAGAAAGGGAAGAAAAAGUCUCGCGCUAAGCAAUGUGGAAACGAGGGUCAUCUUUGCCAAUCAGGAUCAAGGAAGCUUUGCUGCAGCGCCGGUUUUACUUGUCACACACCUAUCUUCUCACGCAAUAAGACGAGAAAACUCAAGAGAAGAAAAAAGUUGGGAAUGUGCAAACCAAUUAAACCGCAAGAAAAAGAAAUCGACGAAUCCCAAAAGACACCAUCAUUUAGGUUUUCAACGAAACCAACGGUGUUCUUUCGGGCGGAAAUAAAAAACUCAAGUCCAUCUCGUGGACUUUAGACAGGAUACCCAAAUGAACACAACAUUGCCAAACCAGACCAUUACGUGGUUCUCCGCGAAGAAUAACUGGCACGAUCGACCUACAUUCUGACUUCGACUGGACAAUGCUUUCUAACUUAUUGAGACGGUGCUAUUGGCAUUAUUUAUGUUUAAAGAAUUAUUUAUAUACUUCAACAAGAAAAAUAACAACAGUAACAUAAAGGAUCAUAAACCAUUAGGUAUUUUCUAACACUAAAAAAUUUUCUAUUUAAAUUUAUUUGAUGACUUUUAAUAUACAAUUGACGUAAAGACUGAGGUAAUUUAGAAAACAAAGAAAAUACGUGGCUAAAAACUUUUUCGUGCAAGACUUUUUCCUGGUCCACACUUAUAGUGUUUUCUUUCAACCAUCCCAAUUCAUUUUGCCAGUCAUCGGUAUAUGGAGUGUUAUUGCCAUGGCUAGCAAGGAGAAGUAUCUGGUAUCGUACUGAAGAAUAGUUACAGUCUACAUGAUCAAAACAUGUUGAGUGCACUUCGCGAUAACAUGCGAGCUUUGGUGUUACAGAGACGUCAUUGAUUCGUUGCCUUCAGACAUCUUCCGCACCUCUCACGAAACACGUGAACGUAUGGUUCAAAAUGUCAUAUUCCUGAUCGUGAGCCGUGAUUGGAGGAUGCUGAGCGAUUAAGAUUGCUUCUGCUUAUAACUGUCCGCCGUGAAAAUGAUAGAAGGCAGCAUGAAACGAAAUAGCAAGUCCAAUUGACUCCAGAACCCCAGGGCUCGCAUGUUUUCGCAAAAAAAAAAAACUAAACAAAACAACAAAAAACAAACAAACAAAAAACUAUAUAUGCAGCUGUCACUCGUUUGUACAUGGAGUUGGAUUCCAUUGAGAAAUGUUUCCAUAGUAGAAAUGUUUCUGUCGGUUUUAGCAUAUCACACAUGUUUAUUUGAUUCGUUCCACAUAUGGGAACCAUUUGAAGAGGUUUCAGUAAAUUAAAGUAGAGUGGUGCAUCCUGUAUGUGACCCCUUAAAAGAAAGAGUUUAGUAAUUGUGGCCUUAGUAUCCGACUCUUAUGUCUUGUCGUUGCUAAUGAAAUAUCAGUAAGGGAUUUUGAAACACCUCUGUUCAAUGGCAAGACAGAAAAAUUUACAAUGACUUAUCGUAGUAUGGAAGAAAAAUUACAAAGAAAGUAAUACUUAAGGAGACCAAACGUGUGCGGCUUAAGGAACCUGUGUGGCGGACUUCUAGCCAUGCCUUGUGUCAUAUCUUAUUUCUUUAUCUGUGAUAUAUCUGGUCUAGUUUUGAUGAUGUGGGUCUUUGUGAGAUGGUAAAUCGUCUGUUGAAACUAUUUUUGUUCAUUUUUCACAGAACUUGGAAAAAACGUUAUAAUGUAUGAUCCACACUUUUAAGGUAUUCUAAGCUUUUCAGUAUUUAAAUUUUGCAUUUUUCCAAUUGAGUAUUAAUAAAUAACUAUUUUUAAAACGGAGAUAAAGACUUAGAAGUCGUUACUUACAGUUAAAGCAUAGAAUCAGUAUAAAUUUCUUAGUCGAAUUUUUGUUUGAACCAUAGACGCACAUGCAAUAUUGUUUAGUUUUUUAAGAAACAAGUUGUUAUUUAUAAAGCAUCAUGUUCGUAUUGGAGUGAGAUGUUUAUCGUAAGCUUUUUAUGUACCUGAGUACAAUCUAAGAUUUUUACUUUUUCCUACUGCAGCUUUGUAGUAGACAGUCAUGUGUCAGACCUUACAGUCUUUUAAUGAUUAUGUGUUAACUUAUCGGAGUUUAUAUUUUCACCUUCUCAAACUCAUCGAUAAUUCAUAAGGUUAACUACCAAUCACCGGAUGUAUCCCACAUCACGUGCAAGCGUAUGGAUACCCAAUGAAAAAGAAUAUGCUAUUUUCAAGUGAGAAUGGUAUAUACCACUAAAAUAAACGUCUUGGCAACUUGCCUAAAAUCAA
This is a messenger RNA of Pocillopora damicornis (cauliflower coral), 3416 nucleotides long. RefSeq lists its product as uncharacterized. Lineage: Eukaryota; Metazoa; Cnidaria; Anthozoa; Scleractinia; Pocilloporidae. The record is from RefSeq and is a predicted model, not a curated record.